This is a messenger RNA of Peniophora sp. CBMAI 1063, 267 nucleotides long. NCBI's taxonomy places the organism in Eukaryota, Fungi, Basidiomycota, Agaricomycetes, Russulales, Peniophoraceae. The record is from the annotation of a GenBank genome assembly.
AUGCGGGCUAAGUACUUUACAGACCUCCCCACGAUGCCCGGAUACGCUGAUGCUUCAUCUGAUGUCGUCAGAGGGUCAGCGUUGAACAUCAUGCGCGGCAGUGGCGUUCAGGACAUUCACAGAGGUGGUGAACGCGGACUAUCACUGUUGUCAACAUUCGGAGCCGGAGGUUCAUUGGAAGUUAUCAUUCGGGGUAUGGGAGUUCAGAUCUGCACACAGGUACGCCAAUGCAAAGUGGGCGAGGAUUGGUGGCACAGGCUCUCCUGA